Molecule: messenger RNA, 336 nt
Organism: Babesia microti strain RI
Lineage: Eukaryota; Apicomplexa; Aconoidasida; Piroplasmida; Babesiidae
Product: Glycine-rich protein 2
Exons: 1
Coding region: 1-336 (111 amino acids)
Molecular function (GO): nucleic acid binding
Source: RefSeq, a predicted model, not a curated record
AUGGUUAGGCUAAGCGGAAAGUGCAAAUGGUUCAAUUCUAUAAAGGGCUACGGCUUCAUAACCCUGGAAACAGGAGAGGAUGUUUUCGUGCAUCAAAGUGAAAUUCACGCUGUGGGUUUCAGAAGUUUAGCUGAAAAUGAACCAGUAGAACUGGAAGUUAUCAAUGAAGAUAAUAGGAAGAAAGCAGUUAAGGUUACGGGCCCAAAGGGUGACUAUGUCAAGGGUGCUGAUGAUACUCGUUAUAACGAUGGCUUUAACCCCCGAAGCUCUGGUUACAGAAGUGGCAAUGGCAGCGGUGGUAGCUACAGAAAUAAUGAUUACAAUGACAGAUACUAA